Molecule: messenger RNA, 3169 nt
Organism: Podarcis raffonei (Aeolian wall lizard)
Lineage: Eukaryota; Metazoa; Chordata; Lepidosauria; Squamata; Lacertidae
Gene: CSNK1E
Product: casein kinase 1 epsilon
Exons: 11
Coding region: 248-1498 (416 amino acids)
Biological process (GO): endocytosis; peptidyl-serine phosphorylation; signal transduction
Cellular component (GO): nucleus; cytoplasm
Molecular function (GO): protein serine/threonine kinase activity; ATP binding
Source: RefSeq, a predicted model, not a curated record
AUGGAAACUCAAUGAGCGAGAGCCUCGGCUGUACACACACCGAGGGAGGCUGGAGGGGAAGGAGGGAGGCAGCUGAGCAGGCAGAGCGCAGAGAAGGAGGAAGCGGCGGCGGCGGCGGCGCUCAGAGCUGGCUACGGCCGCCUUUCCCAAUCCUCCGUCAUCCUUCCUUCCCCGGCGCCUUUCCUCCCUGACAGCCCCGGGAGCAGAAGCGGCAGACAGGCUCCUUCCAGGCGGGAGCAACUGAAUCAUGGAGCUUCGAGUGGGGAACAAGUAUCGGCUGGGAAGAAAAAUCGGUAGUGGAUCCUUUGGAGAUAUUUAUUUGGGUGCCAAUAUUGCCACUGGGGAAGAGGUAGCCAUUAAGUUGGAAUGUGUGAAAACGAAGCACCCGCAGCUCCACAUCGAAAGCAAAUUUUACAAGAUGAUGCAGGGAGGAGUGGGCAUCCCUUCCAUUAAGUGGUGUGGAGCAGAGGGCGACUAUAAUGUGAUGGUGAUGGAACUUCUGGGACCCAGCCUGGAGGACCUCUUCAACUUCUGCUCUCGCAAGUUCAGCCUCAAGACUGUUCUGCUCUUGGCAGAUCAGAUGAUCAGCCGUAUCGAAUACAUUCAUUCCAAGAAUUUCAUCCACCGAGAUGUGAAGCCAGAUAACUUUCUUAUGGGGCUCGGCAAGAAGGGCAACCUUGUGUACAUCAUCGACUUCGGCCUGGCCAAGAAGUACCGAGAUGCCCGCACUCACCAACACAUCCCCUAUCGGGAAAACAAAAACCUGACUGGCACAGCCCGCUAUGCCUCUAUAAAUACUCACCUUGGAAUUGAACAAAGUCGCCGUGAUGACUUGGAGAGCUUGGGCUAUGUGCUGAUGUACUUCAACCUUGGCUCACUGCCUUGGCAAGGCCUGAAGGCUGCUACAAAGCGCCAGAAAUAUGAGCGCAUCAGUGAGAAGAAGAUGUCGACGCCCAUCGAGGUGCUCUGCAAAGGCUACCCUUCUGAGUUCUCAACAUACCUCAACUUCUGCCGUUCGCUGCGGUUCGAUGACAAACCAGAUUACUCUUACUUGAGGCAGCUGUUCCGCAACCUCUUCCACCGCCAGGGUUUCUCCUAUGACUAUGUGUUCGACUGGAACAUGCUCAAGUUUGGAGCAGCCCGGAAUCCUGAGGACAUGGAUCGGGAGAGGCGAGAACACGAGCGAGAGGAGCGGAUGGGGCAGCUCCGGGGUUCAGCUACGCGGGCACUGCCCCCUGGACCUCCUGCCGGAGCCACAGCUAACCGCCUCCGCAAUGUCGCUGAGCCCAUGGCCUCCACACCCACCUCCCGCAUCCAGCAAUCUGGAAACACGUCCCCCAGGGCAAUUUCACGGGUGGACAGGGAGCGGAAGGUCAGCAUGAGGUUACACCGAGGAGCCCCUGCAAACAUCUCCUCGUCUGACCUCACAGGGCGGCAAGAGGUGUCACGGAUUUCAGCGUCACAGACAAGUGUGCCAUUUGAUCACCUGGGGAAGUGAAGAGAGGAUUCCACCGGACCAGUGUUUGCUUAGUGUCUUCACUGUAUUUUUCUUUUAAAAAACAAAAUAACAAAAACAAAUUUAAAAAAAGAAAAAAAGAAAAAAACCCCAAUUUUCCCCCCCUGCCAGCAACAAGGAGAGGAACUGCCCUAUGCUGGCGUCCAUGUCUUUUCUGAGAUCGUUGCCUGCGUUCCCGAGCCCAACUUGCCUUGGACAAAGUCACAGACGCAGGAGGAGCCUUGCCGAAACACCUCUGCUGCUGUCGCGCAGUUUCAUCUCCGUAGGCCUUGCCCCAUUUCACGCCAGCAGGCUGUGGCCAGCCACCCCCAGCUUCUCGCUCCCUUUUUUUUUUUAUCUGUUUGUAUCAUUGGAAAAAGGAAAAAAAAACACACAACACAAAAAAUCAAACCCCCGACUUCCAUAUUUUUUAAAAGUUCGGUUUGUGUAAGAUGAAAUUUGUUUCCAGCAUAAUUUUAAAUUCCGUUGGGAUUGGGGGGGGGGUUUGGGGAGGGGAGGGUCGGGGGCGGAGGAGGAGGAGGCAGAGGAGGAUGUUUGCAGCAGACUUUUACAAUUCCAGGCCAGAGUGGUGUCAAAAGCUGGCUUUAACAUUCAUUUUAAAUGUGAACUGCAGUUUCUAGCAGGUUCUGCCUUUGUGGGUGGCAGGGGCCGGGGUGGAGCAAUGGUGGAAGAAGCAUUCAGGCAUUCUUUCCCUAGGGGACACCACUGCCCCUCUGUGCAUUCGCGGGCAUGUUGGGAGAUGCCGCGGGCAGACCAACAAGGCGAACAGUACUGGCACAGCGGCAGUUGCGUGCGAAGGGUGUGCAUAUGGGGUGGAGGCAUGUGCUGCGCAAGGCAGGAGCAAAUGUGAAGGACGUGGAACUGUUGCCUGCCUCAUAUGCAGGCAGUGGGGGGUGGGUGGGCGUCUCUUCCUUUUUAAAAAAAAUUUGAAGCAAAACUGUUUGCGUGUGUUUAGUUUAUAUUUUUUAAUUAUUAUUUUGUACUUCCUCAGGAGCCGGGGAGGGUGUUGAGGACAAAGGGGAGAGGUAUGUGAAAAUAACAGUGGGGGGAGAGUCCCUGCUUUUUACUUCAGGGGGUUGGGCCUUGUGUACCACCAGUUUCCCAAAGGACCACCCCAGCUCAGACGCACAACCUCUCUUCACGAAAAGGUGUCUCCCACCCUCUGUAUUCACCCCCCAUUACUAUUUUAAUUUUUUUUAAAUAAAGACUUGAGGCUUUCCUUAAGAAAACUGAUCCAUCCUGGGAUGUGCAUCGCCGCACUCGUUACCAUGCCCUGCAGCCUCUUGCUUGGCACACUUUCUUAAUUUUAUUUUUUACUUUGGACAGUGUGGAACCAUUGGAAGUGGGGGUGGGGCUUGGCAUAUUUGGUUCUUUUUAUCCUUUCUAUUUAACACACAGCUCUUUUUAUUUCUCCCCCCUAAUUUAUUUACCCUGCUUACUGUGUCUUUCUUCCUUUCUCUCUCUCUCUCUCUCCUUUUUUUAAUUAAAGUAAAAAAAACAAAACUUUUUAUUACUUUUAAAAAAAACAAAAACAAAAAACCUUGAAGAACUUUGGGGGGGAUUUUGUACUUUUUUCCUGUGUAAAUAUUGGACUUUUUUGAGCUUUAUCGUGGUUGUUAAUUUGAAGUAAUAAAGUAGAAAAUGAUAAAGUGA